AUGGCGAAACGCAAGAAAUCCGAAUCCAGUUCACAAUCCGUGGGUAAUGGGAGUAGCAUAUCGGAGUAUGAGGAACAAAGACUACGGAGAAUUGCAGAAAACCAAGCGAAGUUGAAGGCUAUGGGUUUACCCCAAAUGGUCUCUUCCUUGAAAACCUUGCCUCAGAUUAAGCAAUUGAAGAAGGGAAAGGAAAAUGUUGAAGAUGAUGAUGAAGAGUAUAUACCAGAAAAUGAAGAGGAACGAGAAACCGAAUCAGAUUCUUCUGGUGAACAUGACUCUGAGUUUGAAAAUGCUUCUGGGUCACGGAAAAGGAAGGCGAAGAGCAAAAGUUUGAAGGUGAAAAGUAGAGUAACCGGAAAGAAGCGCGGUGGUAAUUUAGAUUAUGUUGAUGAAGAAGAAGAAGCUUGGCUGCAGGCGAUUGCUCUUUCUCUGCAAAAUUCUGCAGAACCUUCAGGUUGCUCUAACAUGAAUGUAGGGAACAUCAGCAAGGCCGAGAAAAAGGAAAACAUUCACACUCAAGAAGAUAGGGAACAAAAGAACAAAAAAUCGUUUUUUAGUCGGCUGCAAAUGACUGAAGACGAAUUUAUUGUACACUUCUUCCAGCUUGAUGAAGCAGGAAAAGGAACCGUAACAAAAAGGGAUUUAGAACGAGCUGCUAUAACUCAUGAUUUUGCAUGGACAGACAAUGAGUUGGUUGAUAUGAUUCGCUGUUUUGAUAGUAACGGAGAUGGAAGGCUAAGUCUAGAUGAUUUUCGCAAGAUCGUUGUUCGCUGCAACAUGAUAAAAGACUCGCAGAAUUCUUGA
This is a messenger RNA of Vicia faba (fava bean), 804 nucleotides long. Lineage: Eukaryota; Viridiplantae; Streptophyta; Magnoliopsida; Fabales; Fabaceae. The record is from the annotation of a GenBank genome assembly.